Cutaneotrichosporon oleaginosum is the source of this 3517-nucleotide messenger RNA. RefSeq lists its product as uncharacterized. The record is from RefSeq and is a predicted model, not a curated record. NCBI's taxonomy places the organism in Eukaryota, Fungi, Basidiomycota, Tremellomycetes, Trichosporonales, Trichosporonaceae. Gene Ontology annotation, biological process: fungal-type cell wall organization; GPI anchor biosynthetic process. Gene Ontology annotation, molecular function: catalytic activity. Gene Ontology annotation, cellular component: endoplasmic reticulum.
CUACUCCAUCCACUUCAUCCUCCUCAUCAUCAGCAUUCACUCUCUCACUCACACCCUCACUCACACGUUCAGCUCACUCUCCCUGUCUCUUCACCUCUCUCUGGCCCCGUCGCAGGCUUGGGCGACGAUCGCCCCCUCGCUCCUGCAUCCACUCCCGUCCACUCCUUCACCUGCGCCUGCCCUCGCACCUCCCUCACUUUCCGCCCUCCAGCACAUCCCCACCAACCACGCAUGGCAACACUUCUGGCCGUGCCCGGCGACCUCGUGCCGCGCGCACACACCGCCCUCAGUGCAACGGCCUUUGCCCUCGCUCUGUCCGCAGGAUAUAUCAGCGGUCUCUGGGAGGCGCUGUGUGAAAACUCAGUCGCCAAGUGGCCUGAAGAGUGGUUCCCUUCCGUGUCUGCGACGAUCGGAGAUCAUGCCGCGUCGCGAGCGCCCUUCCAGAUUGCUAUUGCGCUCACCGCUUUCCCUCGCUUCGCGCUGCUUGCAUUGCAGUGGGUAGCCCACCGCUAUCCCCCUCGCAGACGGGGUGCGUCGCACUCCCUCUCUCGCGUUUCCUCUCCAAGCGCGCCAGUCGCAUCAACCCCAGACGGCCUGCGCAGCAGGAAACACGAGCACGAGCACGAGCAAGAUCACGCCUCCCUUCACGACAAUGGUGCCACUCCCAAAGAUGUGGAGCCUGCAGCUCCCGCUGGCUGGGCCGACGUCGAAGCCAUGUGCGGCCUCGGACGCACGUUCUGCUGCGGUGGGUGGAUGUAUAUCACCUCGCGCGACCAGCACGACCUUCACGAUCUAUUCAUGAUCGUCUAUCUCGUACUCAAUGUGCCAUGGAUGGUGCUUUCAACGCUGCACUCUACGACGCAGAAGGCGCGUCAAUGGCGCACCAUCACAGCAGCUGGCUUCAUCCUUUCCAUCCCGCCCCUCAUUCACUUCUUCAUUAAGCAUUCGGUACGCCGCGUCCCUGGCGCGUACACCCAGUACGCAUUCUUCGAAUGGGGACUUGUUCUCUGGGACGUUGCCUUUGAUGCUGGCUGCUUGUUCGAGCUCGGCCACCUCCAGGUGCGCAUCGUUGACAUGACGCGCGGCGACGAGCCGAUCAAAGGUGCGAACGGGCACGGCCUCUACAUUGCCCCGGUCCCUGGGUCACGCGCGCGCGUCGAGGAGGACUGGACGGCCCAGCCUUCGCCUCCCAGCCGUCUCCCCAACCCUGCCCUCUUCGCUUAUCUAUCUGACGUGUGGUUCGCGACAGUCUUCUGGACGCUCUUUACCGGUGUGAGCGUCCAGCUGUUCUACUGGAGCGUAUGGAGUCUCUCCCUCACCGGCUCGGAACUGGCUGUGCUCAUCAAUCUUACCCCGCAUGUCAUGAGCAGGCGCAAUUACCGUGCCUACGCCAUGUCCCGCGAAGGCCAGUUCACCCACCGCGCCCUCAUGUGCGGCCUAGGCUUGGGCUGUUAUGCCUUGCCUUCGGUGGCGGCACGUUUCCUCUGCGUCGUUGGUGCGGUGUGGUGCGCCUGGUGCGCAUUCAUGGCCGACAACAUGCGGGUGCGGGGCUCUCCUGAGAUGACCGCGCAUGCCAAGAUUUUCCUCACCGGUCUCCUGGCUUGCAUGUUGGGCAAGUACUUGUGCCAUUCAAAUAAUCCCUUCUGGGCCAUCGUGAACGAGGACAGCGGCGGUUGGAACAAAACGGGUCUCCUCCUCUCCGCCCUCGCACUCACGGAAUACUACUACCGCCCCAACAAUCUCUUCCCGGCUCCCCCCGUUUCCGUAACGCUGAAGGACAAGCCUGCCGAGGUGCAGACCACGCGGGCCCAGCGCGUGGCGAUCAUCCUUGGCCUCGGCGCUCUCAUUCACCUGCUGCAAACAUUUGUCUGCGACCCAGGUACGAUCAUCGCUUGGUCCUGGACUGGGUACCCCGCCACCGGUCCUCUGCUUCACCCUUGGGGCGGUGUGACGCUCGCCGUCGCGGCGGCCGGCGCCAUGGUCAACUUUGAUGCUUUGAGUCCAGCCACAUGGCUUAUCCCGUUCCCCGCCGCCGUCGCUCUCUUCCGCCAGGACUGGGUCGGCUAUGCCGGCGGCCUCGUGCUUGUCUUUUACCUCGUGGCGACAGUUCCCGCCCUCUUCCGUGCAGCCUCCGCCCUUCCACCAUCCACCUGGGGAUACGCGGGCGCGUGGCUCGCGUUCCUUGACGUCGCGUCGGUCUUCACGGUUGCGUACGCCUUCGUGCCCUUCGGCUGGCUUCUGCGAGAGAGAAGCGAUCUUAUCAUGACAAUCCUUCUGGUCCCCCUUCCUUUCGCUCUGCGCGCCGCCCGCGCUCUGCAGCCCUCUCUCCCUGGCCGCACUGCGCUCCAGGCACGUUCGGCGACACGCGUGCGCAAUGUUGGCCGGUGGAGCGUGAUUGCAGCCGCGAUCAUUGCCAUCGCUGGCGUCCUCACUGGGUUUGAGCGCGCAGCCGUCUCGGCCUCAGACAAAAACCCACCGACGCCUUACUUCCCCGAUCACAACAUAUUCACUGGCGGCAUCUACACCGUUCACUUCGGAAUUGACGAGCCGGGGCGUGACAGCCAGCGCCGCAUUGCCUCCCUCGUAGAGGAGAUGCAGGUCGACGUGCUCGGCAUGCUUGAGACCGACCUCCACCGCUUUGUGUAUGGCAACCGCGACCUUACGCGCUACAUCGCUGAGGAGUUGGGGUACUACGUCGACAUUGGCCCCGGGCCCAACAAACACACAUGGGGCGCGGCGCUGCUGUCCAAGUUCCCGAUCUUGAAUAGCACGCACCACCUCCUCCCCUCGCCGCACGGAGAGCUGGCGCCUGCGAUCCACGCGACGCUGGAUGUGCACGGGCAACGUGUCGACGUCAUCGUCUCCCACAAUGGCCAGGAGGAAGAUCCGCUCGACCGUGAGCUCCAGACGCGCGCUCUGGCCGAUAUGCUGCAUUUGACGGGCGACACGCCCACCGUCUUCCUCGGCUACCUCGUGACGCGUCUCGGCGCGGAUCCGCCCAACCCCUACGGCCUGCUCUUCAACGAGUACUCGGGUCUAAUCGAUGUGGAAACACUCGACCGCUGGCGGUGGUGCGAAUACAUCGGCUUCCGCGGGCUGUGGCGUAUCGCCUUCGCCCGCCUCGAACACGGCACAGUCACCGACACCGAGCUGCAGGUCGCAAAGUUCAUCCUCCCUUUGCCCGGCCAGAAGGCAAAGUACGCCAAGGAGGGGCAGCUGUACUGGCACAUCGGCGAGAGCGACAUUCCGGAACCGUGGCGCCUGCCAACGCAAUUCAGGGGCAAGGGCGUGCGCGGUCACUCGUAUCGCAUUUGGGACGGGCCUCUGUAUUAUCUCCCGCCUUUGCACUCGGGCGUGCGCGCGUACGGCUUGGACGGGCGCACCGAUUGGCCGCCCGCCGAAGCCGAGGAGGACAUGCGAAUUGCGCGCGAGCAGGGCACCACUGUCGAGUAGUGGGCUGGAGACGCUGGAGUGGUAUCUUCCGUAGAGUUUGCAGAUGUAGUGUCGAAUCCACGAG